Hymenoscyphus albidus is the source of this 777-nucleotide messenger RNA. The record is from the annotation of a GenBank genome assembly. Lineage: Eukaryota; Fungi; Ascomycota; Leotiomycetes; Helotiales; Helotiaceae.
AUGUGCAGCGGAGAAAUUACGACUUACGAGAAUUGUGAGCACAAGGCUCUUCGAAUCACCAAGCCUUGCCAGAACCCCAGGGAUGAAUGCAGAGAUCGGCAAAGAUUCAAACACCAACCUGCGGCCAUCAAGAUGACUGGUGCAUGUCUGGAGUGUCAGAAACGCUAUCGCGGCCCGGGUGGAGGACCAAUGAAUAUGAACGGAGGACCAGCGGGAAGACGUACUCCUACCAGCCCCCAGAACUUGAAUCACUCAAAGUCGAUGGCACACAUGAACCAAAGCUACCCAGGCUACCCAAUGGGCCAGAUGCAUGGCGGUGGUGGUGGAGGCCCCCACACUCGACCUCCUUCGAACUCGCAAUCGAUCAUCUCUGAGCAAGAACGGGAGAUACAUGGCCUUCGCGAGUCCCUUGAAGAAGUUCGCUCGAAGCUCAGAGACAAGGACAAGGAAAACGCGAUGAUGCGCAAUUGCAGGCCAACUAACCUCGUCGUCAAGGGUAAUGAAAGCACAAUCAUGGCAGGUUUGUUGGCGCCACUUGACGAGGGAGCGGCGAAGUUGGACUACAAUCUUCAUCGCGUAAAUGAUGGUUGCAGACGUCUGGUGACCACACCACCAGAGAAAAUGAAGAGGAAGGAGUUGGAAGCCUGGAAGGAACGUCACAUGAGCCAUGAGAUCAUUUGGGACAACCAGCUACGUGAUGAGAUUCAGAAAGUGGUUGGGGAGAUGAAGAGCCAAAUGAGAGAGAGGUUGGAGUCUUUCCUGGCCGGAAUGAUGUGA